CGCGGUUUAGUUUCACACAUUAGGCAAGCGCUGCCGUAGAUUUGUUGGCUCACGCGAGCGCAUCUGUACCGUUGCACGACCUCCUCAACGUGUGUGCUGCAACUUACCGCAUUUCGGCAGCAGCAGAGCUAUAAAACAGGCAGCGACUACGCGCGCCGACGCCGCGGUACCGAGCGACGCCGCGCUCAAUAUAAAUAGCCGCCAUAAACAACCAUGGCCGGCGACACCAAGAAAAAGGCCCAGCAAAAAGUCAAAGACUCGGCGACGGGCGUCGAGGUCGCGGUCCCGCAGCCCCCAAAAAGACUCAGCGCGUACCAGAUCUUCGUCCAGCAGCAGCGCGACGCCACGAAGGCCGCGAAUCCCGCGGCGAAUUCCCAGGAAAUUCUCGGCAUCCUGGCCAAGGCCUGGAACGGCACCGGUGCCGAUGAGCGCGCCAAACUUGAGAAGGAUGCCGACGAAGACCUCGAAACUAAGAAAAAGAUGUGGGCCGUGGGCGAGGAUAUCCGCGAGGCCGAAAGAUUACGGGUCUGCAAGGCCUUGGAUAUGAGUGAUAAGACGACCUGGGCGUCGCUCUACGAGAAGGUCGUCGAACGGAACGAAAAACUCGGAAGGCCCGCGUCGCCUCGAAGUUCAAAAUCCACGUAUAAACCGCCCCCAAAGCCUGAUGCGGCCUCGAUCAAGAAGUCGCGGCAGUGGGCCACGGCGUUUCAAGGCCAAACGAGAAGGAAAGCCGUGUUAUCCGGUUUAGAUGCCAUCGCAGCACUAUCCUCGGAUCAAGCGAACUUCGACCAGUUCGGCAACGACGCGAUCCAGUGUUUUUACGAUGUUGCUAGAGCCACGGAGGACCCCGUGCGGGCGAACGCGCUGAUGUUCGUCGAACAAUUAGCUCAUAAAUGGCGCCACCGCAUCUUGAGCAGGGGCUGGCGGUCGUCGGGUCGGCCGACGCCCCAGCAAAUCCUGGAGACCAUUGUGGGGUUGUACUGUCUGGAACGAGUGGGUGUUUCUGCCCCGAAGCUCAAAGAGGACGUCGUUCAUGCUGUCACAUUAACUGGACCUGACGCCGAUGAUUCUCUCAAACCUUAUAGUUGUAAGGACUAUUUUGGGUGGGACCCUGUCCAUGACGCGACCGUUCCGGAAGGCGUUGCUGAGGUGUUGUCCGGCGAGGCGGUUACGGUGUACCGGACGCUAUGUAACUCCUUGAUACACGCCUUCUAUGCCGAAAGAGCCUCGAUAAAUAUAGGGUGCGGCUACGCCGAUGUCCUUGCGAAAGUAGCGACGUUACGACCAUAUAAAUCGCACGGCGAGCUGCCCUGGGAGUCGUAUGUGGAUCAAGCCUACCUGAUCACGCACGUCGUUUUUACGUUAAACAACUGGGGCGAGCUCGCUCUGGAGCCGGAGUUGCUGCCGCACGAGCAUUUGUUUAUCCGGGAGAAUUUGGGAGUGGCGGUCCGAGGCUCUGUGCGGAGAUCAACGAGUGAGUGAGUUACUUCCACGCCAUCGAGCCGACGCCGUCACGGGGAAGACGUCGCGUCGAUGGCGUAGACCCUCCACGCCAUCGAGCAGACGCAGUCACAGAGACACCAUCGCGUCGAUGGCUGGGGCGUCGAUGGCGUGGGGCGCCCGAACUGACGCGCGCGGCGACGCCGUCGACGCGGCAGUUUCGCGACGGCGUCCGUCCCACGCAGGUGCGCGAGCGCGACGCCCACCUCGUCGGCGAGUACGUGGAGUGUCUAAGGGCGUUUGGUUCUGACGACUCGGACCCUCUCAUUCAGCUGGGCAUGACGUUUUUGCUGCGGGCGCAGGAUCCAAACACGCACCGCUGGGACGUCGGUGGCGACGCGUACACGUCGUACCACGCGACGAUGGUCGCCUGCCAAGCGUUACUUGUGCAUACGCAUCGGGGCUACGGGCCCGGUCUCCCUUCGUGCGUCGCGGUCCUGGAGAAGUGGCACGCGGCCGAACGACCGGACGACGUGCGAGAAAACCCUGAUAUAGCAUUACGGAAGCGCGUCGACGAUAAAGCAAGGAAACCCCCGAAGAAGGAAUCGAAUGAAGAGAAGCCGGCGUCGCCGCGGCCCCAGAAGCCGGCCGCGGAGCCGAAGAAGCGGCCCGCGGCGCCCUCUGACCAGAAGAAGCGUCCCGCCUCGCCCGACAAAAGUGCGAAGCCCCCGCCACAAAAGAAGAAGAAGAAGGUCCCCCAGAAGCUCAGCAAGGAGGAUAUUGCUGCCGUCGAGGCCAAGAUCCAGGAGGCGGUCGCGGGCCAGGCCUGGCCCGUCGCGUCGAAGCUUCUGAAAAAUCUCGCGGAGAGCGACGUCUCCGUGGACCUGCUGAAGACGACGACGGUCGGCAAGACGGUCGCUGCCUUAAAAAAGGCCGCGGACGCGAAAUUGGUGAUGGCGGCCAAAGGCUUGGUGGCGCGGUGGAAGCAGAUGGUGCGCGACGCGGACGCGGCGUCGUCGUAAGUUUAGAACUAAAUUGACGGACGUCGGCGUGGGCGUGCGGUCACGCAGGGAGGCAUCGGCCCCGCGGCUGGCUAGGCUGCCUAGCUCUAAGCAAAGCAA
Messenger RNA from Pelagomonas calceolata, 2561 nucleotides. NCBI's taxonomy places the organism in Eukaryota, Pelagophyceae, Pelagomonadales, Pelagomonadaceae. The record is from the annotation of a GenBank genome assembly.